CACGUGGUUGUGUCAGCUGAUGCUAAUGCUAAUGCUAAGCAGGCUGUUCGACGUUUCUACGGCAAAGAGCGAUCCGGACGGUCAGACAGGAUGCCUUUCUCGGAGCUUUAUUUCAAUGUCGAUAACGGCUACCUCGAGGGUCUGGUCAGGGGAUUCAAAGCUGGAAUACUCUCACAAGCGGAUUAUUUAAACCUUGUACAAUGUGAGACCCUCGAAGACCUGAAACUUCACCUGCAAAGCACAGACUAUGGAAGCUUCCUGGCUAACGAGGCUUCGCCCCUGACGGUGUCUGUCAUUGACGACAAGCUAAAGGAGAAAAUGGUCGUAGAGUUUCGCCACAUGAGGAACCAAUCGUAUGAGCCCCUGGCCAGCUUCAUGGACUUUAUCACAUAUAGUUACAUGAUCGAUAACGUCAUCUUGCUCAUCACGGGAACCCUUCACCAGCGUGCCAUCUCUGAGCUGGUGCCAAAGUGUCACCCACUGGGAAGCUUCGAGCAGAUGGAGGCUGUCAAUAUCGCUCAGACUCCAGCUGAGUUGUACAACGCCAUCCUGGUUGACACGCCGCUCGCUGCAUUUUUUCAGGAUUGUAUAUCUGAGCAGGACUUGGACGAAAUGAAUAUUGAAAUAAUCCGUAACACUCUCUACAAGGCUUAUCUUGAAGCAUUCUAUAAGUUCUGUUCCAACUUGGGAGGAACUACAGCAGAUACCAUGUGUCCAAUCUUGGAGUUCGAGGCUGAUAGAAGAGCCUUCAUCAUCACCAUCAAUUCAUUUGGCACUGAGCUAUCUAAGGAAGACCGUGCUAAGCUGUUUCCCCAUUGCGGAAAGCUUUACCCAGAAGGCCUCGCUCAGCUGGCCCGCGCUGACGACUAUGAGCAGGUCAAGGCGGUGGCUGAUUACUAUCCUGAGUACAAGCUGUUGUUUGAGGGUGCUGGCAGUAACCCAGGCGACAAAACACUGGAGGAUCGCUUCUUUGAGCAUGAGGUAAAGCUGAACAAACUAGCUUUCCUCAACCAGUUCCAUUUCAGUGUUUUUUACGCUUACGUCAAGCUGAAGGAGCAGGAGUGCAGGAAUAUUGUUUGGAUUGCCGAGUGCAUCGCCCAGCGGCACCGUGCCAAGAUUGACAACUACAUUCCUAUCUUUUGAGAUCCAUCCUACACUUUGCUUACAUCUGGCCUCAUGUCUUUUUGCUUCAUCUAUCCACUCCCACCUUGGUGUUAAAGCAUCUGAUGCUACAAUGCUAAACAGCCUCCAUUCUUUAAGGUGUUAGUGUGAAUCGGUUGUUAAGACGCCAACUAUUUUGUGACCCUUCACAUAAGUCGUCUUUCAGUGGUUGUUGACAAAGCUCUGGUUGUAAUCUUUCAAAUGCAUUGCGUAUGAUUAAUAUCAUAAUAUAGAUUGCGAAAAGCGCCGAUAGCUGACCAAAAGAAACAUGACUGGAACAUUAUUGGAGUUUAAUGGACUCAUUAAACAUAAACCCAAUAACCAAAAUUAGUUUUGCAGAUUUAAAGCAAUUCUUUCAAAUGUUGGACAACAUUAUUGUAAAAAAAAAAAACAAUCAUAUUAUCCAUCCACAUAGUCCUGAGUUGCUCUGAAUAAAUAUUAAUUGGGAUCAGAAACAAAAACGUACAUAAUUGAGAUGUGUUUUAUUGAUAGUUAUUUUAAUGGAUCCCUUUCAGAGGUGCUUUUCAUCUCCAGGUUCACCAACAAUUGAAGGUACCCAGGCCUGUAGCAUCAUGAUUAGGUUCUAAUAUUUUUUCCGCAAUCAGUGAAAUGAAACCAACAAGUACGCUGACCAUCUAUCUGAAGAAAAAAUUCCAUUCAUCUAGUUGUCUUAUGUUUUUGGUAUGGAGAACAACUUAAAUGAUUGUUGUGUUCCCCUAAACAAAACCAUAGUCAAAUGUGUUGUUUCCCUGAACAAAGCUGUAGAGUCAAAUGUGAGUUUUUGUUGGCUAAACUGUUAUUUGAUUUAUGAUGUGUACUCUAGAAUUAUGCACGUUGUUGUAAAUGAAUGAAAGAUGGAACUAUAUAAAAAAUGAUAUUUAAAUAUUUAACAAUAUGAUUGUGUUUUCUCAUGCUGUAUGAAUUGCUUCAUAUCCAUUUUGAUGUUACCUGUGAAGUGUGUUUAAAAUAUGAGCAAAAUAAAUAAAUAAAAUUGACUGCAUAACGUGUUUGUGUCAG
Molecule: messenger RNA, 2178 nt
Organism: Corythoichthys intestinalis (scribbled pipefish)
Lineage: Eukaryota; Metazoa; Chordata; Actinopteri; Syngnathiformes; Syngnathidae
Gene: atp6v0d1
Product: ATPase H+ transporting V0 subunit d1
Exons: 8
Coding region: 91-1143 (350 amino acids)
Biological process (GO): vacuolar transport; vacuolar acidification; proton transmembrane transport
Cellular component (GO): vacuolar proton-transporting V-type ATPase complex; early endosome; proton-transporting V-type ATPase, V0 domain
Molecular function (GO): proton-transporting ATPase activity, rotational mechanism
Source: RefSeq, a predicted model, not a curated record